This is a messenger RNA of Tupaia belangeri chinensis (Chinese tree shrew), 5629 nucleotides long. It is a transcript of the gene ESPNL, whose product is annotated as espin like. Gene Ontology annotation, molecular function: actin filament binding. Gene Ontology annotation, biological process: actin filament bundle assembly. NCBI's taxonomy places the organism in Eukaryota, Metazoa, Chordata, Mammalia, Scandentia, Tupaiidae. The record is from RefSeq and is a predicted model, not a curated record. Gene Ontology annotation, cellular component: cytoplasm.
GGACCUCAGUGCGCCCUGACCCCACCAGCGCUGGCUGCUGCCCUGCUCCGUCACCACCCUGGGGAGGGCCAGGGAGAGGUCGAGGCAGCCGUGUGGCUCCCCCCGGGGCGCCCAGCCCAGCCUGCUCCUCCCCACCCCUCACACGGAGCUGCUGGGUCACCCCGAGGCAGGAAAUCAGAUCGCCCCAUCCUGCCUGUCAGUGUCACCUUCUUUGUGGAAGGACUCUUGUACCUUCACGGGCGCCCUGUGGCAUCUGACACACCUGGGGCGCCAUGUGGAGCAGCCCGCGUCUUUCCUGUGUGGGUCUCAGGCACGACGGCAUCAAGGACGACGGCCAGAGCGCGAGUGAAUGAACGAAUGGUCUUGGCUCGGCAAGGCCGGCCUGGUGUUCUGGGUGCUGUGCGUCCUCGGCCAUCUGACGGCCGGUAAGCGGCUUAUGGCAGGUGGCCUGACAGAGCCUCCUGGCACCUCCAGGCGGGGCCCUGGCCCACAGCUUCCUGCUGCCGCCAGGGGAGGCGCUGUGACUCGAUUCCGAGCCAAGCUCUGCAGAGCACCCAGUCACUGGGCAGUCUGGACAGAGGUGCUUGGUGGGUCUGCAGUGCACGUGGGACCUCUGACUGCAGCCCGGAGCCCCGUCAUGGGCUGGUCAGGUUAGGGGUCUAUGAGACCUUCGGCGCCUGGACACAUGCCCAGUGCCAGGGCCAGGCAGAGCCACUGGAGCCUCCAGGGCCGCAGACCGCAUGAAGUCCAGCAUGCAGGCACUGAUUCCCCGGGGGUGGGGUGGCGGGACCAGCAUCAGUGUGCAGGGCUCCAGUGUCCCGGACACACUGGGGGCUCCACGACAGUGGGAGCACAGACUGCCAGCCUCUGGGCCACGGGGAGAACUUUGAGGGAGCUUCCAGGCCCGGCUCUGCAGGCCACUCUGGGAGAGGAGGCAGGGUCUGGCGUCCGGCAGCAUCUGGGGCCAGCCUCUCUCCCCUGCUGCCUACCCCAGGACCCAUAGGUGCCGGGGAGCCACUGGGAUGAGGCCUGUCCCUCCCUGGUUGCCGCCUCCCAUCUGCCCUGUGCAUGGCUUAUCGGGUAACCGGAGCCGGUAGCUGCGUCCACGCCUGAAACAGGAAGCCCGGCCUGUGCAUGAGCCACGGCGAGAGCUCAGAGCCAAGAGCCAGAGGAUGGAGGAGCAGCAGGCGCUCGCAGCUGCCAGGGACGGGGAUGUGGCCACCCUGGAGAGGCUGCUGGAGGCUGGGGCCCUGGGCCCGGGCAUCGCCGAUGCCCUGGGUGCUGGCCUGGUGCACCACGCCACCCGGGCGGGCCACCUGGACUGCGUCAAGUUCCUGGUGCAGAGAGCCAAGCUGCCCAGCAACCAGAGGGGCCCCGGCGCGCGCCCCCCCCCUGCCACUGGCAGCCUGGCCGAGCUGCGCUGGCUUGUCCGCGAAGGGGGCUGCGGUCUGCAGGACCAAGACGCCUCGGGUGUGUCCCCACUGCACCUGGCUGCCCGCUUUGCGCACCCCCUGCUGGUGGAGUGGCUGCUGCACGAGGGCCACGCGGCCACGUUGGAGACGCGGGAAGGGGCCUUGCCGCUGCACCACGCCGCAGUCAGCGGAGACCUGACCUGCCUGAAGCUCCUGGCAGCUGCCCAUGGCAGUGGCGUGAAUCAGCGGACACGCAGUGGUGCCACCCCACUCUACCUGGCCUGCCAGGAGGGCCACCUGCACCUGGCCCAGUUCCUGGUGAAGGACUGCGGGGCAGACGUGCACCUGCGUGCCCUGGAUGGCAUGAACGCCCUGCACGCUGCCGCAGACCACGGCCACUACGCGCUCGUCGUCUGGCUGGUCACAUUCACCGACAUCGGCCUGACAGCAAGGGACAACGAGGGGGCCACAGUCCUCCACUUCGCAGCCCGAGGGGGCCACACGCCCAUCCUAGACCGACUCCUGCUCAUGGACGCCCCCAUCAUGAGGGACUCCUGGGGUGGGACCCCCCUGCACGACGCAGCCGAGAACGGGCAGUUGGAGUGCUGCCAGACCCUGGUCUCCCACCGCGUGGACCCCGCCCUGCGGGACGAAGAUGGGUACACAGCAGCAGACCUGGCGGACUACCAUGGGCACCAGGACUGCGCCCGGUACCUGCGGGAGAUGGCCCGCCCGGUGCCACUGCUGAUGACGCCCCCACCACCGCCAUUCCCCCCUCCCCCACUGUCGGCCGCCAGGCACGCCGCAGAGGAUGGACGAAGAGGGGCCUCAGGGCUCGGGACCCUCACCCCAGCAGCAGCAGCGGCCGCAUCUGUCAGUCCGGCUUGGCCUGGCCCACCCGAGGGGCCUCUGCCGAGGAAGCAGACGACCUGUGCAGCACCCCCGAGGGUCACCACCAGCACCACAGCCACCCCCUCGGUGCAGACAGCAGGGGCUGCCCCGGAUGGCCUAGCCACACUGCAGCUGGACGGGCUGCCCUUGGGCGAUCUGGAUGGGCUGGUGCCCACGCGGGACGAGCUCGGCCGGCCUAUCCCUGAGUGGAAGCGGCAGGUGAUGGUCCGGAAGCUGCAGGCACGCCUGGGCACAGAGCAGGCACUAGAAGCCCAGGAUCUGUUCAUGCUGGGCUACUUCCAGCUGCUGGAGUGCCACCUGCCGGCCGAGGAGCGCAGGGCGCGGCACCUGCUCUGCUUCGAGGUCUUCGAGCACCUGGGCACCCAUGGCUGGGAGGCGGUGCGAGCCUUCCACAAGGCGGUGACGGAUGAGGUGGCCGCAGGCCGCCGCGCCUGGACCGACGGCUUCGAGGACAUCAAGGCCCGCUUCUUCGGCUCCAGCCCCGGGCCUGCCUGGGACCCAGAGCCUGGCCGUAAGUCAGGCCUGACCCCUCUGGGGUCCCUGCCACAGGCCUCAGUCCCCAGCAGCAGCCCCGGGCCAGGCUCCCAGCGGGGCAGCUUCAACAGUGAGGACAUCUGUGCCUACAUCGACAGGAGCUUUGCCUUCUGGAAGGAGAAGGAGGCCGAGAUGUUCAGCCUGGGGGAGUGACAGCCCUCCUGGAGCCGGGCCUGGAGAGCCGCGGUGCAGCCCGCCAGAUCGCGCAUGGGUUCCUCUUCCUUCUCUUGCCCUGCCCCGGGUGGCUGGGUGAGCAGGCAGGGCUGGACCCCUGACCGGGUUGCUCUCCAUCCGUGGCUGCUUCUCCGGGCAGGAACUCACCACAAACGCACGAUGCCCUCUCAGCCAGCCUCAAAUAAGGCGCUUGCCUUCCCAGCCUCUCCACCUGGCCUGUUUCCUGCUUGCCUCCUGCCAGGGCUCCCAGGGUCUGGGUGUCCCGGACCUCAGCUUCUCGAGUACUAGUGACCCUGGCCAUGUCCAGAGUCUGUGUCCCCGUGCCCCUUGUCACUGUCCCCAGUCCCAGGCCAAUGUCAGCCAGUGGCCUUCUCCCAGUCUGCUCUGGGCUGGAUGAGGCAUACUCACCCCACCCAGAUUCCUCCCCUGCUGCAGCCUGCAGCAGGCCAGAGACCGCUGCAGCUGACCUGAGACACCUAUGCCUCCCCACUGCAGCCCUGCAGCAGAGCUGACACCCCUGCGCCACCCCACUGCAGCACUGCAGCAGACCCGAGACACCUGCGCCUCCUGCUGCAGCCCUGCAGCAGAGCUGACACCCCUGCGCCACCCCACUGCAGCCCUGAGACUGGACGCACUUGCUAAAAAAACCCGUCCUGGCUGGCCUGUGCUCGCCGUUCACCAGCCCCUGGGAGAGCUCCCACAGGCGGACAGGUGCUCAUCUCGGCCCUGCUGAGACAGCGGGGGACAGUCCUGGCCCUGCUGAGCCUCUGGCUUCUCAUCCACAAUAUAGCAACACAGGUGCGCCGGGAGCACCUGGGAGGCGACCUGACACGCUGGCGUGGCUGGCCCACCUACAGUCCUGGCUGACUGGUAGGCUGGGGCAUGAGGACAUGACCCAGCAAGACCCUGCCAAGAAAACCUGUCUUUGUCUCUCCCCUGCACACACUCUCUCUCUCAGAAAGGAAAACAAGAGGGAAGGCGGUGCUGAGCUGCCCCCGCUAGGCGUCAUGGCAAGGGCUGGCCAAGGUCCUGGGUGGUGGGCUCUCUCCUGGGUCAUCGCUCAGACACAAGCCAGCCUGGGUCAGUAUUUCACGCAGGUCUAAGGAGCAGGGCAUGACUUCAGGCCGAGCAUCAGGACGGCUCGUCGGUCCUCAUGGCCCUGGGUCUGCACCCGACAUGCGGCCAAGGGAGAUGACCAAGGCCUGUCCACCCGGUCUGCUGCUGCCGGAGGGCAGCUCUGCGGGCAGCGGUCAGUGCAGUUCACGUUUGGCUACUGGCUGUCUCCAGAGGGAGCCCAGCAGGGGGCGCCCCACAAGCACCCAGGUUUCAGGAGGACCUGGGGGGGGCUGCCAGGUGAGGGUGAGGGAGUAGCUCACAUCCAGCCUCCUCUCUGGAAGGAAGAGGGAAGCUCUCGGGGUGCUCAGGGGUGACUCCACAUGUCCUGCAGACACCCUGCUUCUGCGUGCCCCCCAGGAUUCUGGUCCUCGCCCUGAGGUGGGCUAGGAAUGUGACCUGAAAGAUAUCCCAGGGGCUUCUGAUCCCCAGGCCCACUCAUGCCUCACCUGGAUGAAGCAGAUGGACUGGCAAGGCCACCCCCACCACCGUAAGGCCCCUUCGGUGCCUGUGUCUCCGUGGCAAAAAACUUCCCUGAGGGCCUGGAGUCUGGAGGCUGCAAACUUGGGGAAGUGGCCGGUGGCCAGACCCCGAUGCUAGACCAGGGCUUCCCGGUGAGUCUGGAGCUGCAGGGGGAAGAGCCCGCGGCCCGGCCCGUAACCGUGCAGGGCGGAGAUGGAGACCACCGUUUCUCAGGACUGGGCUCACCCCGACCAAGGCCUGAGCGCGCCACACGUUGACAUGAGGUCUGCAAAAUGCAUGUCGCCAAGGUGCCUUCCCACUCAGUCCGUCCCGGAAACAGUCACCCGGGGACGCCACCUGGUGAUGACGGUCCAGGAAAGCAGUCUGCAGGUCCUUAGCAGACGUGACCGAGGUCACUCCCUCUUGAGAGGGAAACACCCCGUGAUGGAGACGAAUCUCACAGCCGUGUAUUCAAACACGGCCCGCUCAGCAGUACCCACGCGAGGACGUCGAGCGACAGGACACACUCGUGCCGCGACGCUGGCCGGGCCGGCGUGAUAACCAACGGCAGCUGCCUUUCCUGGUGUGGUCUUCUGGUUUCUAAUUUUCUGCUUUCCAAAAAGAACAUGCUAUUUUUAUCAUCAUAAAAAGAAGCAACCAGAGUAUUUUUAAAAACUGCACCACUCGCUAGCAGCCUGUUGACGAGGAUACGUUUUGAGCCCCUGGUGUUGAGUUUCCCAGACUGGCCUAUUACCCGAGGCUCUGGGUCUCGGUCCCCAGGUCUGUGAGGCCAAGCACGCUGUGCCAAGCAGAGCCAGCUCCCAGGACAGCCGCCUGUCACCAGAACCCCCGUCCUCGUUCCCUCCGGCCCGAGCCAGGAGCGUGCUGACCCCUCGCGCUCCUGCACACGGGCACAGUGGCAGACCCGGUACCCGUUUGUCCUCCAGCCCCCACCCCACGAUGGUCCUGGAUGCAGUGGGGGGGACAUCCAUGACCGGCCCCCUCCCCACAUGAGGAGAUGA